AUGUCAACUGCAUUAGCACGCCAAUUGCAAGGAUUAAAGUCCUCCCAAAAGGACGCUCCAGUAAUAUCAUCUAAGGCAAGAGUAUCCUUCUUAUUCGACUUCAAGGAGGCUUAUAAAGUAGAUGAGGAGGUUAUCUACACUCUCUGCAUUAAAGGACUUGAUGAGCUAUCCACUGAUUUCCCACAAGUAAAGAACCAACUAGAUCAAUACAGAGAAGAUAUAUUCGAUGAAACUUCAAAAGACUUUUACAGGGGAGGCCAGAAUAAAGAAACACUCGAAUUGAUAGACACUAAGAUCAGCCAUAUUAUUACGAUAUUGUCACCAUACUUCUUAAAGAACCCGACUUACAAGAUUCUCGAGUUUUUGAUUAGGAUUUAUGAAGUUCAUGCUCACCAUAAGCUUCACUUAUUCUUCUCAUUCCUCCCUUUCUACGACACUCCGCAAUUUCUCAGACUUCUUAAAUGAAUGGAGCUUAAAAACGAUUACAUGCUGUCAUUUUUCCAACCAUUUGUCUCUAAAGGAGUGAUCUUAAGACAAGAGGCCCUUGUUAAGUUUAUGGCAAGGGAGAAUGGAGCAUACCUCAAGAAUUUCUCAGAUAUUACUUUCAAGUUCCUAACUCUUCAAGAUGAGCAAUCACUCUACUUGACCAGUGCAGAGAAUGAACAGGCAGGAGUUCUCACAUCUCAUCUUGCAGAUCUUUCUAUCAAAGACUCUACAGAACACAUCCCUCAUUUCAGAUUCUGGGGAACUCUAGUAUUCAAGAUCAUUACUAAUGAACAAGCUAGCAGGUCUGACUCUUUCCUAUAUGUUCUUAUUCCUUACAUUGCCAAGGCUUUAGAUAGCAAGAUCAAAGAGCUUCAAAUAGGUGCUCUGACUGCUAUUUUAGGAAGCCUAGAUGUCUCCAUGGUUGAGAAAAAGAUCCCCUUCUCUGAACAAUACAUGAAUGCUUUCCUUACAGAAAUCUGCAAGUCAGCUUCAUACUCAAUCAACUCCAGUGAUGAUGUUGAUUACUACAACUUGUGCUGCAAAACUUGCUUAAGAAUCCUUGAUGCACAACAAAUAAUUGAGAGACUCAAUGAAAGAUUAAGCAUGUAUAGCUACAAUUCAAACACUUCAAAAUACCAAAUCGAUCAGACAAAUGAAGAUAUAAACCAAGAAGAAUUAAGCUCUUAUAAAUGGAUCGGAGACCUACUCACUCAUCAAAUUGAAUUCAUCACUUUCCUGAGAAACAACUCUGAAUCAGACCUCUCACCUUUGUUGUACAAAUGCAUGGAGUUCUAUACUAGAAAUGGACAAGAAGGAGAAGAGAGCUCAAGAAAUAUGAUCAAAAUUCUUGCUACUCUGAACCCCAACCAGCAAGAGUACAAGAUAGUAAUGUCAUAUCUCUUUGCAAUCAUUGCAGAUCACCUUCCUGAAUGUAAAGGAGAGAAGCAGGCUAAAUUUUCAGUGCUGAUUCUCGACUAUCUUGAAAACAAGGAUAGCUUUACCUAUGUCCAGGUUCUAAAUCAACUUUUACAAGGAAGAAGUGAAAAACACAAGAUUCUUGAGAAAAUUGAAGAUAUUGAACUCGAGCAACUUGGAAAAUUCAAGAAAAAGGUCGUGUCUAUUGAAACAGGGUCUUCUAAAAAAGAAUCUAUCCCAGUUUUACUUGCUUUGUAUCACAGAAAAGAUCAAGUUAAGAAGGCAGCUUUGUUGCAACUGUACCAACAAUGGGUUCAACAAAAUGAUAUAUAUGAAGGCAAAGAUUCGAGAAUGAUCAUCUCAAUGUUGAUCCAGUUCAUCGAAGAUAGACAAUCUCAAGAUAUCCUGAUUGUGACCUUCUCUAUCCUGGAAAAGUUGCUUGAAAAUGAAAAGCUGUCCUCUCAAUUGAUUAAACAGUUAUACAACACCUUGUCCUCACAUUUUAUUCCAAAAGAGUUUUUGCUAGAUAGGCAGUACUCAUUGGACACUUAUAUGAGAGGAGUAAAUCUAUUCAUGCAGUUACAGAACCCUGAAUUUGAAAACCUUCAAAUCAUCAUCUAUGUCCUUUGCAAUCUUUAUGAGGACUCAAGAAAGUUACUUGUUGACUCUAGAUUUAAGAAAUAUGUAACAAAAGAUCAAGAUAUUAAAGAUGACAGUAUCAGUCUUAAUCAAGGACUUGAACUCCUUAAAAUUCUUAUCACUAGACCUGACAUUUCAAAUCUAUUGGAAGGGAAAAUCUGGACUACCUUUGAAGCCUUCUUUAACAACAUUCUUAAAAAGGCUCAAACUGACCCAUUCCUUAGUUGCUUGUCCUUACUAGACACUCUCAAGAGUAAUAAGCUCAGAUAUAACCCAGAAAAGGUGAAGAAUAUUGUGUCCUUGUUCUUGGGCAAGCUGCCAUCUCUGAGCAAUACAGACAGAAAGGUCAAAGAGAGACUGAGUGUUAGCGAUGUAUUGACCCAAUCAAUGAAAGUAAACUCUCAGUUGAUCCCUACGAUCUUUGAAACUAUCUGCAUCAAGCAUCUCAAUUGUGACUUACUCUCCAUAAUUGACUAUUUCACUGUGCUGUACCAUGAAAGUAAGGAAAGCCAUGAAAUCAGGGUUUCAUCCCUCGCUUUCGUCAAACGGGUCCUUGAUCAUUCUUCUGACCUGAAUCAGAGAACUGCUAUAUUGGAGAACUAUUUUCCUACAUUCUUGGUAGCUCUCAGUGAUGAAAACUCUGAUUGCAGAAGAAUUUCUCUAAGCAUCAUGAAAAUCUACGAAAAUUAUGAAAGUUUCUCUAAAGUGCUUAAAAAGGAUCCCAAAAAUCCAACCUCGAUAUUCUCUUUCUUGGUGAAUAAAAGUAAGACUUUCUCUAUUAAGAAAGGAAAAUCUCUCGAUAAGUUAGAAGAAUUCAUUGAAGAUGUUGCCAAUCAUCAUGAGACAGAAAUUAUGACAGAAUCAGGAUCUAUCCAAAACAUAAUAGACACAGGAAGGCUCCCAGUUCUAUUUGAUUAUCUUCUGUAUGCUAUCUCCACAUCAAGAACUCCAUUUGAGUUGGGAAGCUACAUUCAAUUCUUGAAGAACCAGAGAUUCAGCCCAAAGCAAAUGGAAGAUUUCUGUAAUGUUUUGGUAUCGAUAGAGUUCAAAUCAUCUAUUUUGUCAAAAGAAAUGACUUUCCAGUACAUGCCAAAUCUUAUUGACAUACUUUGUUUCCAAAAUACUGACCAAAAUGAGAUCCUUGACCAAGUCCAUGACAGCCUUUGUGGAAUCCUCGACCAAUACAAUAGCAAGAUCUUUGAUUUACCAAGCCAGCAUAUUCUCAAAGCAAAUAAGAAAUUGGUUGAAAUCACUACUCAAGCUGCUCAGAAACAAGACAAUCAAGAGGGAUCAGAAUUUGCUCUGCAAAAGUUAGACUCUGUUAUUGAAGUGCUUCAUAAUUGCAUUAAAAACCCAGAAUCGCCUGAUUUCUACCUUCGCUUGCAAGUAAUUACUCUCCUAGAGUCUCUUCCAGAAGCUUUUUAUCCUAUCAUCCUGACAAAGAAAGAAAAAGAAAUGACUAAAACAAUCUGUUAUGAACCAGAAAAUUUCUCAAAAAUGAGUCUUGUAUUUGAAAGCUUACAGUCAGUCUCCCUUAGCCCAUCAAAUCUACCCCAUCUGAUCUCAUUAAUCCAUAAACUUGGAGAAGUUAUCUCAGAGAUGGGAGUAAGUGCAGAUGACAGGGAAAAAUCAGAUCCCAUCCAGAUCCUUGUGGUUUUAAUCAACUUAACUCAGAGCACAAUUGAUAAUCCUAAAUAUAUCCCAGAAGUUCUGGAUGAAGAAAGCAAACAACAAGUCAACGAAUUCAUUAAGCAACUUGUUUCCCUAUUCGUCACUCUCCUAGCUGAUCUUACUGAAGUUUACCAAGAGAAUUCAAAGAUAAAAGAGCCAGAAAACAUGAUUGAUCCCGUAGAAGAAUUCUUAGCAAAAGAUUCUCUCAUGACAUCCGCACAGAAGGAAAGAGAAGAGAAAGGAAUUGAAGAUGAAGAGGAGGACUCUAAACCCCAAAAUGAUAUUAUUUUAUAUCAAGGACUCUCAAACCUACUUUUACUAAUUUCAGGGCUUCAGUCUAAAGUAGACAUCGACAGCAAAUCUUUAACCAGAAAAAUUUACACUAGCAUCUCAAGCUCAUUAGAAAUUGUCAAAGAAACCGACGGAGAGGACGGUUAUCUCAUAGAAGUCACUAAAUCAAACCUCCGUAAACUUCUGACCUUACAAAGCGCUGCUUUCACUCGUAUUGUACUUGGAUCCCUCUCCAAAUCCACUGAAAAACUCUCUCAAGAGCACAACAAAUACACAAACAAAAGCUUGGAAAUCUACCUCCACGACAUUUCCACCUACUCCGAAUCCCUCCUUUCCAAAACCUCUCUCCUCACCACAAUGAUCCAAAAAGUCCCUUCAAACUUCCAAUCCAAACUCUACAGCCUCACCAUCACUCUUCUCCUCAAACUUAUCUCCAACAACCCUAAAAUCGCCUUCCAUCCUAAAGAGACUUCUGCUAAAAUCUUCGAGAUUGAGAACGAAGAGUUCAUCCUCGCUCAAAAGAUCUUGUACAAAAUGAUGAAUCAUGAGAGUUGUAUUCCAAUCUUGACCAACACAAUCAUGGUGAUCAAUCACUUGUCAACAUUUGUCAUGUCUGAAUUGCAUCAGAAGAGUAAAGAAUUUGUGGAUAAAAAGACAGAGCAUCUCUUUGACAAAGAGUUUACCAAUCAAAUCUUGGUUGAUUCUGAAUGGUUAGAAGGAACUAUUAAGGAUCAAAGAAGUUUGACUAAGCUAAAAUACCUAUUCCUGGUUCUUCUUGAAGACAUCUUACCCCAGCAAGGCCAUACAGAAAAAUACGGAGAGGACAGACACCCAUUGGUCAGAUAUUUCCAUAACUGUGUCGAAGGAGAGAUUACUGAAGAAGUUGUACAUGAGGUGACGAAUCUUAUCCUUGCUUUUGAUUUUGGAACUACAUUGAUUGAACAUCAGCUUCACUUAAUCAGCGAUCACAAAAAGGAUAAAAAGAGCACAAUUUUGGACGAAAUGAAUGCUAAGAAAGAAAAGAAAGCUCUUAAGAAAGUGACAAAGAGCGUUGAAAGAUUAGUUGAAGGUUACAGAAAAUUCAACCAAGAUUUUGUAUCAACACUUAUUCCUUUAAAACUUUAUGUCCCUGUUGUUACAAACAUCAUUGGCUACAGUGACAAACUCAUCCUUCUCAAAACAAGAAGUAUGAACACUCUUAGCGAGGUUGUUAUGAGAGGAGUUCACAAUAUCAGCUCAGAUCUCCAUGAAGCUAUCGAAGGAGGGCAAGAAAAGACCAAAUACAUUGAUAACCAUCGUGUUGACUCCCAGCUUCACAGCCAAUUCAAGGACCUUAUCAAGAGAACUAGUGAAAUUCUUGAAACUUAUUCGAGAAAUCACAAAUCUAAGGAAAUUCAAACUUAUCUUCAAAGCAUCUUGCUCUUGUUACAGAAGAUUUUGAGUUUCAAAAAUCAGGAAGAAAUUCAGACCCUUAUUUUGCCUCAAGUGUUUGUAAUUGCUCAGCAUGGAACUAACACAAUGCUCUGUUGCUCUGCAAUAAUGUUCGUUACAUCUGCUUUUGAUCUGUACAAGGUUGAUCUUUACCAGCUCAAGGAAGAUCUCGUCAACGAAAUCCUUAUUAAUCUGAGCCUGAAGUACAUCAGAAGGGUCUUACCAGGAGGCUCAGAGGAGAAUGAUUACUAUGCCAGUUCAGUAAUUGUUAGCAUCCUAGAUUCUUACAUUAUCUUACUGAAAACAGUGUUCAACCAGUUGUUAACUCCAGAACAACUCUCUGAGAUAUUGGAAGUGUUUUUCUCCAUCCCAGAGAAUAAGGGAAUUGGAGAUUCUCCAAUUAAUUCCCAGAUUGAUCUGAUCUCAUCCUUGGUGGCUAAGCACAUCACUCCUCAGAUCUCAUUGCAUGCUCAGUUUAAUAUCUUUGAAUUUAUCUGUACAAAGCCUGAGAAGUAUAACACCACUGAGCAGAGACUCAAUGUUUAUACUUCAAGAUAUUUCAUGAGUAUUAGUAAAGUAUUCAGAAAUUUGAAGAAGGAGUUUAUUGAAGAAUAUCAUGAAGGAAUUUCCAAGUUCUUCCAUAAAGCUUUCCUUAUUCCUCAAACUUGGGAGAAGAACACUCACACAGCCUUAACAGAUGUUUCAGGUAUUCAUAAUUCAGUUUUGGGAGCUUUUAAGACAUUUAUAUUAAAACUCAACGAAGUCCAGCUUAAGCCACUGUUCACUAAAUUAGUGAAAUGGGCUUGCAAGCCUAUUGGACCUAAGAACAGUAAACCUCUUAACGACCUUGACAGGCUCUUCAUAUUCUUCAAGACUAUAAAUUGUCUUCUUGAGACUUUGAUGUCAAUCUUUCCAUCCUAUCUAUCUUACUACAUCAACAUCAUGACUGAACUUCUGGAAGAAGCUUUGGAGGAUAAUCAUUCGAACUCACUGAUAAUGUUCAUGCCCGAUUUUAACAGUCCAGAUAAUACCAGAUUGAGCUUAAUCAUGGUCAUCGAUACUCUGCUUGAGACAAUCAGACUCAAUUAUUAUUUUGACACUGAAAGUACUAUUCCUUCAGAAUACUUUGACAAGAUCAGUGCCAGUUUCCUUCAUAUUAUGGACUUCUAUAUUGCUAAAGGAGCCAUGGACAAAGAGCAAUAUAUUGCAUGGAUCAAGAAUAAAUACCAGAAAGUCAUUGUUGAUGUACUAGAUUCCUUAGAUAACCAGGAAAUCACCAAGAAUUUCCUUGAUGACCUCCUUCAAAAAUCCAAACAUAGUCUACCAAUAGUGAGACUUGCCUCUCUUAAAAUCACAGAAGCUUUGGUAUACAAGCUCGAAGAGAGAUUCCUGACCUUGCUUUCUGAUGUAUUCCCGUACAUCUCAGAGGCUCUUGAGGAUGCCAAUGAGGAUGUUGAAACCACAGCAAGAAAUAUUGUGCAAAAGAUUGAAUCAAUGACUGGGGAAAGCAUCAAAGAGUACCUCAAAUAAUUACUUUACAUUUACAUUCUACUCAA
Moneuplotes crassus is the source of this 6989-nucleotide messenger RNA. The record is from the annotation of a GenBank genome assembly. Lineage: Eukaryota; Ciliophora; Spirotrichea; Euplotida; Euplotidae.